Messenger RNA from Leishmania mexicana MHOM/GT/2001/U1103, 2121 nucleotides. RefSeq lists its product as hypothetical. The record is from RefSeq and is a predicted model, not a curated record. Gene Ontology annotation, biological process: nucleotide-excision repair. Gene Ontology annotation, cellular component: nucleus. Lineage: Eukaryota; Euglenozoa; Kinetoplastea; Trypanosomatida; Trypanosomatidae. Gene Ontology annotation, molecular function: single-stranded DNA binding; DNA endonuclease activity. The transcript has a single exon. Bases 1 to 2121 code for a protein of 706 amino acids.
AUGAACUCGUCCGCGGCAACGAGGCUCGCCACGACAGCAGCAGCCGAAGGAAGUGACAGCCAGCAGCAGGAGGAUCAUGAUCAACCGGUGGACGGCACCGCAUCCGGCCCGCGCGGAGUACCCACGACGGGGGCCGACUCACAGGCCUGGGUGAUUAACUUCGCACCUAGGAAGCUAAUGCCGACGCGCAAGAUGACGAAGAAGGAGAGGGAAACCAUCCAGCAGUUGCGGCUGCGCAGUCAGACCAUCGGCGCAGGUGCACCGACUGCCACCAUGACCGCGCUGACAGCCGGUGGCGGCCUCGGCGCGGACAGCGAGGGAAACACUGUUGUCACACUUGGCGUCGGCACGUCAGCCGCGUCGCCGUCUGCGCCGCUACAGGUGGUUCACCUCGAAGCCCUCGCCGUAGACCGCGAGGCGCUCAUUCCAAGGAAUCUGCCGACGACGCGGGCCGACCUCGAGGUGCGGCUAGUACUGCGCCUUCCGCGCCUUCUGUGUGUAACCAAGCAGUACCCGCGCGGCUGCGGCAUAGCCUCGUUGGCGUCUGUGUACAACUACCUGUACAGCUGGCUCGGCGAGAGCGCCACCGGGGCCAACCGCGCACCGCACGCGCAGGAGGAGCUCAUGUCGAUCCUCGGCUUUGAGCCGCCCUUCGGCGACAUUGCGUGGGGGCCGUUCACCGGCAACGCCACCCUCAUCCGGUGGUUCCACGCGCUGAACCGGCACUUCGGCGUGCGCGGGCGCGCGUAUAUUCUGUACAAGGCCCACGGCAGUGGCAACACAGCGCACCUCUACGCCAACAACACCGAGGCGCUGGCAGCCGUGAAGGCGGCGCUGCGCGACCCGCACUGCGCCCUUAUAUACCACUGCUACAACCACUACAUGGUGCCGAUUGGUUACCAGGACAUACCGCUUGCGCAGACGGACUUCCUGAAGCCGACCGUGGCCGAGUCGAACUGUGACACGACCAUUUUCAUCGGGGAGGUUAGCCGCGGUCGUAACGAGGCGAUGUACGCGCGCAAGUGGUCGCAGAUCGUGAAGGAUAUCGAGUGCAAGUCACCCUUCUUCUUCAACAUUCGUCAUCCUGAGCAGGGCGUGCAGCGGCGCGAGCCCAGGAAGAGGUCGUGCAAGGCGGGGGUGAGCGAAGGUGCUGGCGUCGCUGCCCCGCAUGCGACCAUCGCCGUUACCACCACGGCGGCGGCGGCAACGGAACAGACGAAAGAGGCGGAGGAGUCGCAGCCACUGCAGCCGGAGCCGGAGUCGGAGGACCAAGAGCAGAAGGACAGGAGCUCGAGCAGGGCAUACAGCGCCGCUGCGACCAUCCUAGUUGCAUCGCCGAAUGCCCCUCCGGGCAGCGCCGCGACUGUGCCGCGCGACAUGAACGACAGGGAUGUCGACGUCGACGUCCUUGACAACGCAGUGCGCAGCACAAGCAACGAUGCGGUCGAGAUGGUGCCCUUUGCCGCCGCCACACCAUCGCUGCCGUCGGCGGCGUCUUCACCUUUGCAGCCGCCGCUGCCGCACUCCUCCCCGGCCCCAGGGGUGUCAACCAGCGCCCUUCUCAAACCUGACUUCGCUGAGCCGUCGGAGGACGCAGCUGGCAGCUUGUCCGUCACAACAGAGCCGCAGCCGCAGGUAGUGACGGAGGAAGAGCUGGUGGCUACGGAGUGUGGUGUAAACUGUGAGGAGAACGCUGGUGCGUCUCCCGCAGCUCAGUCGGCAUCAUUGUCGCUCAGGGACGCGCCCGAAACACCUCUCGAGGACAAGGCCAUGGCUUCGUUCACCGAAGCCAUCGGCUCAGUGCGCGUACCCCCACCUCCACCAGCGUCGUCCUCACCGAAGCAAAAGCCAACGCAGCUUGGCAAUGGUGUUGCGCGUGCGGGCAAGGCAGCGGAGUCUCCGCACUCUUCGCAACCGGCGCGGUCGCCAGCCAAGUCGAAGAAGGGGCAGGGCAACUUGCACUGCAUCAUCUGCUUCCGCAAUGACGAGGGGGAGCCGCACCUGGAGCGGUACGAGGACGCGCCGGUGCCACUUGGCGGAGCCGACGGAGCACUGCAGUGGAGGUCGUCGUCCUUGUCAUUCAGCGACAACAGCUCGAGUAGUACUGCGGACGACACAUGA